CAAAAAACAGAGAGAAAUUUAGCUUGAAGCAGAGCAGGGACAAAGCAGAGUUCUCUCUUUUUCUUUUUUUUUUUUUCCUUGAAUUUUUUUUUGUUGUACUCCAAUCUCAGACCCAAAAUUUGUAAUCUUUUUUUAACGAAGAUUACAUCUCCAGCAAAAUCAAUAUCAAAAUCUCGUUCAUGGUCGCGAAUCUUAAGUUGGGUUUGUUAAAUUUCAACCCAACUUCUUCAAGCAUGUAAUUCGGUCUCAUCUCAUCUGGGUGUUCGAAGAAGAAAAAAAAGCUUUUUUUUUGGGGUAUGAAUCUGAGUAACGGGAAGGGAUCGAUGUCGACUUCAACUUCCGGCGCCGGAGUCUCCGACCAGUUUCCCGUGGGUUUAAGAGUUUUGGUUGUAGAUGACGAUCCCACUUGUCUCAUGAUCUUGGAGAAGAUGCUUCGAACAUGUCUUUAUGAAGUUACGAAACGCAAUCGAGCAGAACAUGCCUUGAAUUUGCUUCGAGAGAACAAAAAUGGGUUUGAUGUAGUUAUAAGUGAUGUUCACAUGCCGGACAUGGAUGGAUUCAAACUUCUGGAGCGUAUUGGGUUGGAGAUGGACUUGCCUGUAAUCAUGAUGUCUGCGGAUGAUGGGAAAGAUGUUGUGAUGAAGGGUGUGACUCAUGGCGCUUGUGAUUACCUGAUCAAACCCGUGCGCAUUGAGGCUUUGAAGAACAUUUGGCAGCAUGUUGUGAGGAAGAAGAAGAAUGAAUGGAGGGAAAUAGAACAGUCCGGGAGCGUCGAAGAAGGAGAUCGGCAAGCUAAGCCAUCUGAAGAACCAGAUUACUCGUCGUCAGCCAAUGAAGGGAACUGGAGAUCUUCAAAGAAGAGGAAAGAUGACGAGGAAGAUGGUGAUGACAGGGAUGACUCAUCAACACUAAAGAAACCUCGGGUGGUUUGGUCUGUUGAGCUCCAUCAACAAUUUGUGGGUGCUGUUAAUCAAUUGGGCAUUGAUAAGGCUGUUCCCAAGAAAAUCCUAGAGCUGAUGAAUGUUCCUGGGCUCACUAGAGAAAAUGUUGCUAGCCAUCUCCAGAAAUAUCGGUUGUACCUUAGAAGGCUCAGUGGACAACACCAAACAAAUAUGAAUAACUCUUUCAUGAGUCCCCAAGAUCCAACUUUUGGGCCAAUGACAUCAUUAAAUGGUAUGGAUCUUCAAGCUCUAGCUGUAACGGGUCAACUUCCUGCACAAAGCCUUGCAACGCUACAAGCAGCCGGACUUGGUCGGUCAACACCAAAAUCUGGCAUACCUUUGCCCAUUGUCGACCAACGGAACCUAUUUAGCUUUGAAAAUCCAAAAUUGAGGUUUGGUGAGGGGCAGCAACAACAUUUAAGCAAUGGUAAACCUUUGAACUUGCUUCAUGGAAUUCCAACAAGUAUGGAGCCAAAACAACUUACUAACUUGCACCAGUCUGCCCAAUCUCUUGGGAUGAAUAUGCAAGUCAAUCCCCACGGAUCCCAAAAUAGCCCUCUACUUAUGCAGAUGGCUCAAGCCCAGUCAAGAGGACCAAUUCUAAAUGAAUCUUCUAGCGGUCAUGCUCCCAGGCUUCCAUCAUCUGUGACGCAGCCUAUGGUAACAAGUGGGGUUUUAGGGAGAAACGGAAUUUCUGAUAAUGGCAGGGGAUCAGGAUACAAUCCUGUUAUGCAAAACUCUUCAAUGUUGAAUUUUCCCCUGAACCAAUCCUCAGAAUUGCCAGGCAACAGUUUCCCUCUUGGAAAUCCACCAAGCAUAUCAGGUCUCACAUCUAAAGGGGCAUUCCAAGAAGAUGUUAACUCAGAAAUUAAAGGCUCUGCUGGUUUUAUGCCGAGUUAUGAUAUAUUUAACGACUUGAAUCAACAUAAAUCUAAUGAUUGGGACAUACAGAAUGUAGGAUUGACCUACGAUGCCUCACGACAAUCAAACAGCUUACAAGGUAGCUUCGACAUGGUUAAUCAAGGAUUUUCUGCUGGCCAAAGAAAUUUACCAGUUAGGAAUCAAUCCAAUCCUGGCAAGGCUAUGUUCUCAAUGGGAGAAAAUGAUCACGGGACCUCACAAAACAUUAAUCAGAACCUUAAUCCUCAUCUUGGUGACCACUCAGUAAGGAUUAAAUCUGAAAGGAUUCCUGACGACAUAGGUAACGACCCCGGCUUCUUUCCUGAACAAUUUGGCCAAGAUGAUUUAAUGAGUGCACUCCUCAAACAGCAGCAAGAAGGCAUUGCACCAGCUGAAAAUCAGUUUGAUUUUGAUGGGUAUUCCUUGGAUAAUAUUCCUGUGUAGAAUACACGCUGCAUUUUCUGGUGUAUAUAGUUGCUGUGACAGGUUGAACUUAUUCUUCUUCUGCAACCAUAGGGUGGAUUUUAAAGUUUGUCUAAUUCAAGAAACUGGACUUCUUGAUUUUCCUUAGCCACAUCUUUCCAGCAUGCUCUGCUGCUGCUUAGGACUUUUGAGACCAGGCUUUUUGGUAUUACUCCAUAUGGAUCAACCAUGAGCCUGGAUUGUCAAAAUUUUCUAUAUUGCAUGAUAUGCAAAAGGUGUCAUGCUAAAUUAUGUGAAGGUGUAGUGCAAAAUUUUGUACGGCUUUGGUGGUAAAUUUCGAUCGGGUCAACGCUACAUCUGGGCUGCUGCUGCUGGCAAAGCUCCCCCUUAGUUUUUGGGUACAUCUCCAAUUGUGGGUAGUAAGUAGGUUUUGUUGAUACAUUUGCAGACUUUUUAGGAUCAUUUCUAACUCUAAUAACACAUGAAGUUUGCCCCUCUUAUUUUAUGUUUCACUUCCAUUUUUUUCUUUCUCUCAAAGAAUUGACUUUGAUGUACAUAUUGUAUUGCAUUGCUCAUGACUUAAGUCUGAGUGUUCGUUUCGUCUUUGUUUUGUGUACUUAAAUUCUAAGCCCUCAUUUAUGCUA
Messenger RNA from Humulus lupulus (European hop), 2908 nucleotides. RefSeq names its product two-component response regulator ARR2-like. The transcript has 6 exons. Bases 297 to 2285 code for a protein of 662 amino acids. Gene Ontology annotation, molecular function: DNA-binding transcription factor activity; DNA binding. The record is from RefSeq and is a predicted model, not a curated record. Lineage: Eukaryota; Viridiplantae; Streptophyta; Magnoliopsida; Rosales; Cannabaceae. Gene Ontology annotation, biological process: phosphorelay signal transduction system; cytokinin-activated signaling pathway.